CUAGCCAGGGGCAGGGUGUGGCAAAUGUCUCCGCUCUGGCUCUCUAGGAGAAAUCGUUUCCUGCUGCUUACUCAGCAAUUUCCCUCUCUCUGCUGCUUCCGCUGCUGCUCCGGUCCAGUUCGGCUUGGCCAGCUGCUGGUAGAGAAAGCAGCAUGGGGUGGGGAGGACAAUAUUGGGUGCUGGACCGCCUGAAGGAGUGUGAGUUGCCAAGAUACAAAUUUUCCCUGCGAAGAUUUCCCCUGAAGGAGGGCUAUGAACGCAUCCCCUGGGGCAGGCUGAGACGGGCGGAUUCCAUCGAGCUCAGUGACCUGGUGAGCAGGUACUAUGGGAAGCGCUAUGGGAAGCAGGUGACCGAGAGGCUGCUGAGAGACAUCAAGGGACCAAGCGCUGCCGGUGCCCACACGGUGAGUGAGAGACAUGGGGAAGUCAUUCCCUACAAAAAGUUUUCCAGGAAAAUUGCAGACAGAGAAUGGAAAGUGGAAAAUUCUACAUACAAGGAGAGACCUUACAAAUGUUCCAUUUGUGGGAAAGGAUUCAAUCUGAAAUUAAACCUUAUUCGGCAUCAGAGAAUCCACACAGGAGAGAAACCCUACAAAUGUGGUGAAUGUGGGAAGAGCUUCAAUGACAGCUCCAACCUCGCUCGACAUGAGAGACUCCACCUGGGACUGAAGCCUUACAACUGUCCUGAGUGUGGGAAGAGCUUCAGUGUGAAAUCAAACCUCAUCCGCCAUCAAAGAAUCCACACAGGAGAGAAGCCCUAUAAUUGCCCCAAAUGUGAGAAAAGUUUCAGUGACAGCUCCAACCUCGCUCGCCAUCAGAGAAUCCACACGGGAGAGAAGCCCUAUAAUUGCCCCAAAUGUGGGAAAAGCUUUAAUGACAGCUCCAGCCUCACUCGCCAUCAGAGAAUCCACACUAGAGAGAAACUCUACAAAUGUGGUGAAUGUGAGAAGAGCUUCAAUGACAGAUCCAACCUUGUCCGCCAUCAGAGAAUCCACACAGGAGAAAAGCCCUAUAUAUGCUCCAAAUGUGAGAAAAGCUUCAAUGACAGAUCCAUCCUCACUCAACAUGAGAGCCUCCACCUGGGACUAAAGCCUUACAAGUGUCCUGAUUGUGGGAAGUGCUUCAGUGUGAAAUCAAACCUCAUCCGCCAUCAGAGAAUCCAUACAGGAGAGAAACCCUAUAAUUGCCCCAAAUGUGGGAAGAGCUUCAGUGACAGCUCCAACCUUGCAAAACAUGAGAGAAUCCACAAGAGACAUUCCGGUCACAUGGAAGUUCCUCAUGAUCAAAUUUCCACUGAAGAACUGACAUCAGCAUCAGGAUUCACCAGUGAAGAGACUGAAUCCGACUCUAGUUCUGCUGCAGGGAUAAAGGCGGCAAGAGGAUCUUCCAGAAGAAAUAAAACCAGAGAUUAUUUAGGACGUAGAUGGGAACCAGGAAAUGUACAG
Chrysemys picta bellii (western painted turtle) is the source of this 1445-nucleotide messenger RNA. NCBI's taxonomy places the organism in Eukaryota, Metazoa, Chordata, Testudines, Emydidae. The record is from RefSeq and is a predicted model, not a curated record.